Messenger RNA from Maudiozyma barnettii, 3651 nucleotides. It is a transcript of the gene ZDS2, whose product is annotated as Zds2p. Lineage: Eukaryota; Fungi; Ascomycota; Saccharomycetes; Saccharomycetales; Saccharomycetaceae. The record is from RefSeq and is a predicted model, not a curated record. The transcript has a single exon. Bases 1 to 3651 code for a protein of 1216 amino acids. Gene Ontology annotation, biological process: establishment of cell polarity; positive regulation of G2/M transition of mitotic cell cycle. Gene Ontology annotation, cellular component: cell septum; cytoplasm.
AUGUCGAAUAAUAAUAAUAAUAAUAAUAAUAAUAAUAAUGGUAUAUUACAAAAUGUUAGAUUACGUAAACGAACGCCUCAAAUGAUUUCUAAUAUGGAAGAAGCUAGAGAAAAGAGAAAAUCAGAAGUAUUGAUUGCUGCUCAAUCAUUAGAUAAUGAGAUUAAAAGCGUUAAACAAUUGAAGCGUUUAUCGAUUGGUUCUUUGGAUUUAUUGAUUGAUCCGGAAUUAGAAUUUAGAGUUAAUGGGAAUGGAUCAUCAUCACAUGACUUAAAUUCAAUUAAAAGAAAAUCUUGGAUUUCAAAUAAUAGCAAUACUACUAUUACUACUACUAGAAGUAGUUCACCAGACCAAUCCUUAGAGAGUAAUGAUACAACUACAGAUUCCGACAGCAUUGUUAAUAGUAGUAUAGACAUUACAAGAGCAGAAUAUCUUCAUGAUGAAUCGACUCAAGCAGCAUUAGCAGAACAAUCAUCAUUAUCUUCAAACAUACCGUCUAGAUUCACAUCUUCCUCUACUAUCUCUACAACUAAUAGUAAUACAAAUAAUUCCAAUAAUACCACAACAAGACAUCUGACUGGGAUUAAUUCAUUACGGAGAGGAUCUCAUAAUGUAGGAACAAGGCGUGCUUUAUCUGCAAACACUACAGGUACUUCAUUAUCAUCAUCCUCCUCUUCUUCUAUUGCAUUAAGUGAUAACGAUAACCUUAAUAAUAACUGUAAUAAUGAAGAUGAAGAAGAUGACGAUUUUACUAAUCACUUGUUAUGGGUGCCUGCUAAUCAACAUCCGAAUGUGAAACCUGAAAAUUAUAUUGAGUUGGUACAGGAUGCAUUACAUAAUAUUCAAAUUCAAGAUAAUAAUAAUGAUACUACUCCUAAUACUACCACCACCACCACCAGUACCACUACUACCACUACCAAUAAUAAUAAUGAGGUGCAAAAAGAAGUGCCGUUAAAUCAAGAUAAAGAAAAUUUACAACGAAGGAAUAGCAAUGAUUAUUAUAGCAAUUAUACCAACAAGAAAAAGAAAAAAUAUAACCGUACAUUGGUUAGAAGACCUUCAAGUCUUAGAAAAUCAUAUACAGAAUUAUCAGAUAAUUCAGACAAUAAGUCUCAAGAUAAUCACGAUCAUGAUCACGAUAAUAACAUUAAUGAUAAGACAUUUAAUAUGAAGGGGAAUAACCAUUAUAAUCAAAGAACGGCAUCACUGAAGGAUAUCACUGAAGAAUUGACUAAAAUAUCAAAUAAUGCAGGCCUGACAAAUUCAGACGCUAUUACAUUGGCUAGAACAUUAAGUAUGGCAGGUUCAUUCACAGGUAUAGAUGACGAAGCUUUAUUGGAUGAUGGUAGCAACGUAAAUCCCGAUAAUAACAACAACAUCUUACAAAUUCAGAAUAUAAAUAACCUCAAUCAUACCAAUGAUAACGAUAAUGACGACAAUAGUUCUGUAGACGAGUUUGCAUCUAAGAUGUUUAUGAAAAACGGACUUACAAUACCUCAACGAUCUUCCCUUAGAAGAAGUAAAUUCAACACUUAUAGAAUACGGUCAGCCGAUUCUGCUACCACUUCAGAUAAUACAUCAGAUACAAAGAGACAUUCUAGUGAUAUAACACAACAAAAAUCUCUUAUCGAUGAUAAUACCACAGCUUUGCAUAUACCCCACUCACCAAUCAAGCUUAAUAAUGACUCUCCCCCUACAAUAGCAUCAGCCGAAUCACCAGGUUCUAUCAGCGACUUAUAUGACCACUACACUGAGUUGAAUAAAGGUUCAAAAACAGAUAUUGAUGACGACGAUGGCGAUAUAGAUAUUGAUGACGAUGAAAUAGACACUUCGGGACCAGCAUCACAAGAUAGCAGUCUUCUCUCGAGCGAUAGUGUUUUGUAUCGUCCCUCUCAGUCUACAGGUACAAGAGGCAGUACAAAUGUUUCAUUAUUACAGGAAAAAACAGAUACUUUGAUGAAUAACGAUAUAACAACUUCUGUAAUCAUGAAAAACAAUAAUUCAACCAGAUCCCAUAAUGACAACAAUGAUAAUUGGUCGUGGUCUGGAAAAUCUGAAAAUCAUCAUUACAAUAAUCAUACUAGUGAGAGUCAUGAUUUGAUAGAUAAUACCCAUUCUGAAGCUAACCUAAAUCUGAAAAAUAGAAGUAAUCAUUCUAAAAAUCGUCAUAAGCCUAUACUUAACAUCUCUAAUACUAACGGAAAUGAUGGGUUCACCCCAGGAUCUAUUAAAACUACACAUCAAAUAGAGAAAGCUGACGAGAGACCCACAUUAAAUAAAACAGGUACGAAUAAUAUGUUAUUAACCGAAGUUACUGAUCGUAAAUCGUCCAAAAUAUUAGCGUCGCAGCCACAUAAUGGGUCUGAAGCGACACUAACCACUCAUUCCGAACUAUCUUCACAUACUACCUUAACCGAUAAUAAUAAUAAUAAUAAUAAUAAUAAUAAUAAUAAUAAUACAACUGUUGCUCCCAAAAAACCUUCAUUGGAGGAGAAACUAGUGAAAUUAUUCAAAAGGAAAACUCAUCGUCGUAGAUCAUCUAACUCCAACAAUCAACCAGUUACAAAGACAAAUGAAUCGGGAGUCCAAGAGGAAUUAAGGAAGAAGAUUUCAAAAUUCCGCAAACAUCAAAGAAAACAACCAUCUUUGGUAAAACCCACAGUUGAAAUAACCUCAGCAGCUGAUGACAAACCACUACCAAUCACUCAAAAAGUCCAGUUACAUGAGGUGCCAACUCUUCACAGAGAUGGAUCAGAAUCCUCAGAGCAAUCGCACUCUUCUGAGAACGCGGAAUUACCAACUCUGCAACCUGCAGUUAGUGUCACCAGUACAAAGAACAAAGAACCUGGAUCACUAGCGACACAAACUGAUAUACCAGGGAAUGAAGCUGGAAGCUCACCUUUUACUGAGACUGUACAUGAAUUAGAUGGCGAUGACUCUCUAGAUAUCAGUGCCAAUUCUGAAUCAAUUGUAAAUAUAUCCCUGAAAAGUGAGCCAUCUGCAUUAAAUACUGACACAAGCCAACAUUUAGAUCAAAUCGAUACAUCUGCUGAUAUUAGUCAAGCCACAGUAAUAACAGCACCUCAACCCCCCAUGGCAUCUAGUGUUCCACCACGUAUAUUGACAUUUGCCGAUGUGAAAAGACCGGAAAAACCAAAUGCACCAAUUAAGUUUACUGAUAGUGCAUUUGGAUUCCCAUUACCAGAACUUACAAACUCUACUGUUAUCAUGUUCGAUCAUCGCCUAGGAAUUAAUGUCGAACGUGCUAUUUAUCGUUUAAGUCAUUUGAAACUGAGUGAUUCAAAAAGAGAAUUACGCCAACAAGUACUCCUGAGCAAUUUCAUGUAUUCAUACCUGAAUUUAGUGAAUCACACACUAUAUAUGGAACAAUCUGCUGUCAAUACUACGGGCGACUUUGAUAAUUACAAUAGUGACGAAAACGACAUCGAAGUAGAUGAUGAAAAUAAUCAAUUUUCUGAUAAUAAUAUGAAUCACUAUAAGGACAUAGGCGUAGGGGGGAAUAUGACUGAUUCUACAGGUUCUGCUCAAAAUGAAGGACUAAUAUACGAUGGACAAUCAAAUAAUGGUUCUAACGUGGAGUACACCACCGAACAUAACAACUCUAAUGGUACAAUCCUUAUACCCGAAAUAUAA